This is a messenger RNA of Eremothecium gossypii ATCC 10895, 6672 nucleotides long. It is a transcript of the gene URA2, whose product is annotated as bifunctional carbamoylphosphate synthetase/aspartate transcarbamylase. The record is from RefSeq and is marked provisional. Gene Ontology annotation, molecular function: amino acid binding; carbamoyl-phosphate synthase (glutamine-hydrolyzing) activity; metal ion binding. Gene Ontology annotation, biological process: 'de novo' pyrimidine nucleobase biosynthetic process; L-glutamine metabolic process; L-citrulline biosynthetic process. The transcript is spliced from 2 exons. Bases 1 to 6672 code for a protein of 2223 amino acids. NCBI's taxonomy places the organism in Eukaryota, Fungi, Ascomycota, Saccharomycetes, Saccharomycetales, Saccharomycetaceae. Gene Ontology annotation, cellular component: cytosol; cytoplasm.
AUGGCAAAGUUGACUGAUCUGAUUCCCACUGCUCCGGUGACGCCUGCGCUCGACGCGGACCACGGCCGCCUGAUGACGCUCGAGCUGAAAGAUGGCACAGCGCUGCAGGGAUACUCCUUCGGUGCGCCGGUCGCCGCGGCGGGCGAGCUGGUGUUCCAAACGGGCAUGGUGGGCUAUCCCGAGUCGAUCACGGACCCUUCCUACGAGGGGCAGAUCCUGGUGAUCACGUACCCGAUGGUGGGUAACUACGGUGUGCCGGACCGGCAGCUGAUGGACGAGCUCGUAGAGUCCCUGCCACGCUACUUUGAGUCCAACCGGAUCCAUGUUGCGGGUUUGGUCGUGGCGCAUUACACGGAGAAGCACUCGCACUGGCUGGCGCAGUCGUCGCUGGGCCAGUGGCUGCGCGAGGAGGGUGUUCCUGCGAUCUACGGCGUCGACACGCGGGCUCUGACGAAACAUCUGCGGGACUCCGGGUCCAUGCUCGGCCGCCUGGCCGUGCAGAAGGCCGAUGCCAACCUGCAGGAGGCCACCGGUGACCAAUGGCGGGCUUGCUUCGAUGUGCCUGAGUGGGUGGAUCCCAAUGUGCAGAACCUGGUUGCCAAGGUGUCUGUGAAUGAACCCCGGCUAUACACCCCGCGGCUAGAGUCUGCCGUCAGAGGCCCGGACGGUAAAAUACUGCGCGUCGUUGCCGUUGACGUUGGUAUGAAGUACAACCAAAUCCGCUGCUUUGUCCAAAGAGGUGUGGAAUUGCUGGUUGUCCCAUGGGACUACGAUUUCCAGGAGGAGGAAUACGACGGUCUGUUCAUCUCCAACGGGCCUGGUGACCCAUCCGUCCUAACCGAACUUGCAUCUAGGCUAUCGGGGGCUCUCCUCGAGAAGAAGACCCCAAUAUUCGGUAUUUGUCUGGGCCACCAAUUGUUAGCCAGAGCCUCGGGCGCUUCAACCUUGAAGUUGAAGUUUGGUAACAGAGGCCACAAUAUCCCUUGUACAUCCACUAUCUCUGGUAGGUGCUACAUCACUUCCCAAAACCACGGGUUUGCAGUCGAUGUUGAUACACUAGCGGAUGGCUGGAAGCCACUAUUUGUGAACGCCAACGAUGGCUCUAACGAGGGUAUUUAUCACACUGAACUGCCCUACUUUUCGGUGCAGUUCCAUCCGGAAUCUACUCCUGGUCCACGUGAUACCGAGUUCUUGUUCGAUGUCUUCAUCAACUCCAUUUUGGAGCACAAGAACUCUGGAGUCUUGAAGAGUGUCGAAUUCCCUGGAGGUAGAGUUGAGGACCACCUAAAAGCGCACCCAAGACAGGAGCCAAAGAAGGUUUUGGUUCUCGGGUCUGGUGGGUUGUCUAUUGGCCAAGCCGGUGAGUUUGACUAUUCUGGUUCUCAGGCCAUCAAGGCUUUGAAAGAAGAGGGAAUCUAUACCAUACUGAUCAACCCAAAUAUUGCCACCAUACAGACGUCGAAGGGUCUUGCUGACAAGGUUUAUUUCUUGCCGGUUACAGCAGAGUUUGUCAGGAAGGUUAUUCUACAUGAACGUCCUGAUGCCAUCUACGUGACAUUCGGUGGCCAAACAGCCCUUUCUGUUGGUAUCGAGAUGAAGGACGAGUUUGAAGCUUUGGGCGUCAAGGUCUUGGGUACUUCAAUUGAUACCAUUAUUACGACUGAAGACCGUGAGCUCUUCGCCAACGCUAUGGACGAGAUAAACGAAAAAUGUGCGAAAUCGAAGGCCGCUUCUACUGUUGAUGAGGCUUUGGAGGCUGUCAAAGAUAUCGGCUUCCCGGUGAUUGUGCGUGCAGCGUACGCGUUGGGCGGAUUGGGCUCUGGCUUUGCUUCUAAUGAGCAGGAGUUAGUUGACCUUUGUAACGUGGCAUUUGCGUCAUCCCCACAAGUUCUGGUCGAGCGCUCCAUGAAAGGGUGGAAGGAGGUCGAGUACGAAGUUGUUCGUGAUGCCUUCGACAACUGUAUUACUGUCUGUAAUAUGGAGAACUUUGACCCACUUGGUAUUCACACCGGUGAUUCCAUAGUUGUUGCUCCAUCACAGACAUUAUCAGACGAGGAUUAUAAUAUGCUGAGAACUACAGCCGUAAAUGUUAUCAGACAUCUAGGCGUCGUCGGUGAAUGUAACAUCCAAUAUGCCUUGAACCCAUUUUCGAAAGAGUAUUGCAUCAUUGAAGUCAAUGCGCGGUUGUCUCGGUCCUCUGCGCUUGCAUCUAAGGCGACGGGCUACCCUCUCGCCUACACAGCUGCAAAACUUGGUUUGAACAUCCCAUUGAACGAAGUUAAGAACUCUGUUACGCAGUCUACAUGUGCUUGUUUCGAACCAUCUCUAGACUACUGUGUUGUUAAGAUGCCAAGAUGGGAUCUGAAGAAGUUUACUCGCGUUUCUACUUUGCUAUCUUCGUCCAUGAAGUCUGUUGGUGAGGUCAUGAGCGUUGGCCGUACUUUUGAAGAGGCAAUUCAGAAAGCAAUUAGAUCCACUGACUAUUCGAACCUAGGUUUCAAUGAGACCGAUAUGGAACUCAACAUAGAUGAGGAGCUUGCUAAUCCAUCUGAUUUGCGUAUAUUCGCCAUUGCCAAUGCUUUCGCAAAAUUAAACUACUCUGUUGAGAAGGUUUGGCAGCUAACCAACAUAGACAGAUGGUUCUUGGAGAAACUUCACUCUCUCAUCACCUUUGGCAGGGAAGUUGAAGCUUUUGGUACCAAGGAAGCUUUGCCUCGUUCUCUAAUGAAACAAGCAAAACAGUUGGGGUUCGACGAUAGACAAAUUGCCAAGUUUUUGAACUCUAAUGAGGUGGCAAUCCGCCGUGUCAGAAAGGAAUACGGCAUUGUUCCAUUUGUCAAGCAAAUCGACACGGUUGCCGCAGAGUUCCCUGCAUUCACCAAUUACUUGUAUUUGACUUACAAUGCUUCUGAGCACGACUUGGAGUUUAAUGACCAUGGUGUCAUGGUUUUGGGUUCUGGUGUAUACCGUAUUGGCUCUUCGGUUGAAUUCGAUUGGUGUGCGGUCACUGCAGUCCGGACUUUGCGCCAAAACAACGUCAAAACCAUCAUGGUUAACUACAACCCUGAAACGGUUUCUACUGACUAUGACGAAGUUGAUAGACUGUACUUCGAGACCAUCAAUAUGGAGAGGAUACUCGACAUUUACGAAGUCGAAUCUUCUGCUGGUGUGGUUGUUUCUAUGGGAGGUCAAACUUCGAAUAAUAUCGCGAUGUCACUUCACCGUGAGAAUGUGAAGAUUCUAGGUACAUCGCCUGAAAUGAUUGAUUCAGCUGAAAACAGAUACAAGUUCUCUCGUAUGCUGGACCAGAUUGAAGUUGAUCAACCGGCGUGGAAGGAAUUAACAUCCAUGGAGGAAGCAGAGGACUUUGCUAAUAAGGUUGGUUAUCCAGUGCUUGUUAGACCUUCUUACGUUCUUUCUGGUGCCGCAAUGAAUACUGUCUAUUCUAAGGAUGACCUUGAGUCAUAUUUGAAUCAGGCGGUCGAAGUCUCUCGUGAGUACCCUGUCGUUAUUACUAAGUACAUCGAAAAUGCCAAGGAAAUCGAAAUGGAUGCAGUGGCUAAGGACGGUGAGAUGAUCAUGCACGUUGUGUCUGAGCAUGUUGAGAACGCUGGUGUCCACUCUGGUGAUGCUACGUUGAUCGUACCACCACAAGACCUUGACCCAGAGACCGUCCGGAGAAUUGUCGAUGCUACUGCUAAGAUUGGAAGGGCGCUAAAGAUAACCGGCCCUUAUAAUAUCCAGUUUAUUGCCAAGAAUAAUGAAAUUAAGGUCAUUGAGUGUAAUGUUAGAGCUUCAAGAUCUUUUCCAUUUAUUUCUAAAGUCAUUGGCGUCAAUUUGAUUGAGAUGGCUACAAAGGCCAUCAUGGGUAUUCCUGUCACACCAUACCCUAUCGAGAAGUUGCCCGAUGACUAUGUUGCUAUCAAAGUGCCACAGUUUUCCUUCCCUAGAUUAGCCGGCGCUGAUCCUGUUCUUGGUGUCGAAAUGGCUUCCACUGGUGAGGUUGCUACCUUUGGACAUUCCAAGUAUGAGGCGUACUUGAAAUCCUUGUUGUCUACAGGAUUUAAGUUGCCCAAGAAGAACAUUCUGUUGUCUAUUGGCUCCUAUAAGGAAAAGCAGGAAAUGCUUCCAGCAGUUCAGAAAUUAUACAAAAUGGGCUAUAAGCUCUUUGCAACUGCUGGCACUGCUGAUUUUAUAUCGGAGCAUGGAAUUCCAGUUCAAUUUUUGGAAUUCUUAAAUGAGGACGAUGAAAAGUCUGAAUACUCUUUGACGCAACAUCUAGCUAACAACAAGAUUGAUUUAUACAUCAACUUGCCUUCAGCUAACAGAUUCCGCCGUCCAGCUUCCUAUGUUUCUAAGGGGUACAGGACCCGUCGUAUGGCUGUGGACUACUCGGUUCCACUUGUAACAAACGUGAAGUGUGCGAAAUUGCUAAUUGAAGCAUUGGCCAGGAACCUGACUUUGGAUGUUUCCGAAAGAGAUGCCCAGACCUCCCACAGGACGGUUACUAUACCAGGUCUGAUUAACAUCUCUGCCUAUGUGCCAAACAUAUCCAACGUUACACAGGGCCCUGCAGAGUUGAAAGAGGUUACUCGCUUGUCUGUGGAAUCGGGAUUUACCUAUUCUCAGAUAAUGCCAAGAUCUACAGUUGGCCCAGUCAUUACCAAUGCUACUUCGCUGAAGGCAGCACAAUCCGUCUGUGAGAACUCUGCGUACACAGAUUUUGGGUUCACAGUUGCCGCUACUGCCAAUAAUGUGGAAGAAGUUGCCUCAUUGGCCAACCAAGCUACUGCACUCUUCAUACCUUACCGGGAACUAACCAACAAGGUUUCACUGGUGGCUGAACACCUAAAGAACUGGCCUGUUGAGAAACAAAUUAUCGCUGAGGCUAAAACAUCUGAUCUCGCUUCUGUGAUCUUGCUUGCCUCUCUACAGGGAAGACCUAUCCACAUUACUGGGGUUUCUCACAAGGAAGAUUUAGCUUUGAUCAUGACCGUCAAAGAGAAGAUGAAUAAUGUUACUUGUGACGUUAACAUCCAUUCUUUGUUUGUUUCUCAGGAUGACUAUCCAGAAGCUUUGUUCUUGCCUACUAAGGAAGAUCAGGAUUUCUUCUGGAGGAACUUGCAAGAGAUUGACGCAUUUUCUAUCGGCUCUAUGCCUACUCUUCUUGCCACUGUUACCAGUAACAAGGUGGUCACUGGUCUCGGCAUCAAGGAGGCUCUACCGCUCUUGUUGUCAGCCGUGAAUGAUGGCAGGCUAACACUGGAGGACAUUGUUGAGAGGUUACAUGACAAUCCCGCUAAGAUAUUCAACAUUCCUGAACAAGAUGCCAAAGUAGAGAUCGAUUUAGAUUUCACCUUCAGGCACACUAAGAGAUGGACUCCUUACACUAAGGGUGGGCUGACGGGCGGCGUUGAGCGUGUUUUGCUCGACGGACAGACUGUCGUGUUAAGCGGUGACCUAGUAGCAUCUGCAGCUCUAGGUGAGGCCGUUGUACCUACUUCAAACAAUUACACUUCGACUCCUCUAUUGAACGCGGAGCCAUUGCACAGCUUUGUUCCACCUUCUAGCUCGGGUAAGAAGCGGUUCUCCUUCUCCCGCGAGCGGGGAAACUCGUUUGCUUCAGCUGGUGACCACGAGGAAGCUGUUAUCGACCAACCGCUGGAACAAAGGUUGAUGUCUUCAAGGCCACCAAAGGAGCUGUCGCCCCCAAGUGCGCUGAGAGAGCUAGUCCGUGCGCACAAUCCAUUCAGAGGAAGGAAUAUCUUAUCUGUUAACCAAUUCAAACGUUCGGACUUCCACGCCUUGUUCGCUGUGGCCCAAGAGCUGCGUGCGGCUGUCGAGAGAGAGGGCGUUCUCGAAUUGAUGAAGGGCCGCCUCUUGACGACCAUAUUCUAUGAGCCAUCAACGCGCACAUCCUCCUCUUUUAUCGCGGCAAUGGAGCGCCUCGGUGGUAGAACCGUCAACAUAAACACCUCGGCAUCCUCUGUGAAGAAAGGUGAGACACUCCAGGAUACCAUCAGAACCCUAGCUUGCUACUCAGAUGCCAUCGUUUUGAGACACCCUGAUGAGAUGUCUGCUCACAUUGCCUCCAAGUACUCGCCAGUACCAAUCAUAAACGGAGGCAAUGGUUCCCGUGAACACCCUACCCAGGCCUUCCUGGAUCUAUUUACGAUCCGUGAGGAGCUGGGUACCGUUAACGGUAUCUCCGUGACUUUCAUGGGCGAUCUGAAGUACGGCAGACCAGUGCACUCCUUGUGCCGUCUGUUGAAGCACUACCAGGUUCGUAUCAAUCUGGUCUCGCCAAAGGAGCUUUCCUUGCCGGACGGUCUCCGUAACGAGCUCAUCGACGCAGGGCUUCUAGGCAUUGAGAGCGAGUCACUCACGCCCGAAAUAAUCUCGAGAUCGGAUGUCCUGUACUGCACUAGGGUCCAGCAAGAGAGAUUCGAGAGAGAGGAGGACUACUUGCGCCUGAAGAACACCUACAUUGUGGAUAACAAGAUCUUGGCCCAUGCUAAGCAGCAGAUGGUAGUCAUGCACCCUCUACCUCGUGUUAGCGAAAUCCGCGAGGAGGUCGACUACGACCACCGUGCCGCAUAUUUCAGGCAGAUGCGCUAUGGCCUGUUCGUCCGCAUGGCCCUCUUGGCCAUGGUUAUGGGCGUCAACCUAUAG